UUUGAAUCCAAAGAAGCGCCAUUUUCUAUGUCACUGUGCCUCACAAAAUCUCUCCAACUUCCUCAUCGUAACACGUACCCCUAAUUUCAAAAUCAUCUUCAUACUAUUCCCCUGUAAGCUCUUAAUCGACAGAUCUUGGUUUCUCCUCUCAACAAAAUCAAGUCCAGAUGGAUUUAAUCACAGAAACAGAAUCAGAGAAUGUUGAUGAUUCUUCCUUGUGGCUCCAUAAUUCUAAGUCAUUAGCAGACAUAUUAACAGGUAUAGAUAUCUACUUUUUGCUCAUGUCCUGUCUUUAAUUGGUUAUUCUGUUCAAAACAUAGACUGAUAGACCUUCUCAGAGAUAAAUCAGAAUGUUCAACAAAUGCUAAGAAUGAUUGAAGAUAGCAAACCCGAGUCAACGGAGAAAUUUCUUUACUUAUAUCAGUCGCUUGGUGAAACUUACAACGACUUGAACCAGGAGCUCCUCAACGGCCUUCUCAAACUGCCAUGUUCUCUUGUAACUUCAAUGGGUGCAUUGAGCACCUUUAAGCCUGAUAAGUCUCCUGAUUUGGAGUCAGGAGGAACCUCUUACUCAUCUCUGAAUCACCAAGUGGUCUCAACAACGAGUAGCGAAAAGUCGCAGAGCUUGAAACUAAAUGAUGAGGUUGAGAAGAAAGACUCUGCAUUUUUGCUUGCUGAUAUGUUUUGUGCUGAGCUUGAAACUGCACGGAGAGAACUAGAAGCUAGAAACAUAGCCAUUGAAACUGAGAAAAGGUAUGUGGUUGACUUAGAGAGUAAGCUAUCAGAUUCUGUUUACAAGAUUGAGAAAUUAGAAAGCGAGCUCGACGAGGUUAAAGAGUGUUUAGGUGUGUCAGAAGCAGAGGUUUCAAAGCUAAUGGAAAUGUUGAGUGAAUGCAAGAACGAGAAAUCGAAACUGCAGACCGAUAAUGCUGAUGACUUGUUAGAUAGCCUAAGAGCAGAGUUGAGAUCAAGAGAAAUCCAGAUUGAGCAAAUGGAGGAGUAUUUGAACCAGGUUUUGUGUCUUAAUGAAACUGAGAUUAAAUCUGAGUCAGAAACUGACAAGAAUAUUGUGGAAGAACUGAGAGCCAAAGUUGAAGUGUUGGAGAAACAAGUGGAGUUGCAGAGAAAUGUGAUAACAGAACGAGAGGAGGAGAAAAGAGAGGCUAUAAGACAGCUCUGUUUCUCUCUGGAUCAUUACAUGAACUGAUAUUUGGAGCUUGUAAGAUCACUUUCAGACAAGAAAAAGGUAUCCCUUGUUAAGUAAUUUGUAGAAGAGAUCAUAUGUUUUUGAAUGAUGCAAACUAAUAUCUGAAUUCAUCUUAUAAUCAAAACUAGUGCUGAGCUAAGAUCUAAACACAUGUUGCAUCAUCAUCUUCUACAUGUUUUUUCAUUGAAUGCUUUUAUAAUGCUGAGACUUUAUAAAAUGUAUAACUGAGUUUAGUUUGGCAUUGGCUAAACUUUAGGAUUACACUUCGGUGAAUGUAUAACUGAGUGUCUUAUUAUCGUUGCAAAAUUAUUACAGAAG
Molecule: messenger RNA, 1525 nt
Organism: Arabidopsis thaliana (thale cress)
Lineage: Eukaryota; Viridiplantae; Streptophyta; Magnoliopsida; Brassicales; Brassicaceae
Product: tropomyosin
Exons: 2
Coding region: 362-1207 (281 amino acids)
Source: RefSeq, marked reviewed